AUGGCCAUAGUUGAACAGCCACAGCCUGGGUGGGCUUCUUAUCACAACCCCCACACCAACAACUGCCAGGAUCUGGGCAACUCCAUCUUGUUGCUGUUGGGCCUCAUCAUCUGCAUUAACAUUGGCAUCAACAUGGUGACCCUGCUCUGGCACAGACUCCGUUACUUCUUACGCCAAGUGUUCCAUAUUAUUUGUGUGAAAGAAACUCCUAAAUCAUCCUCAUCUGGGAAAAAGACCAGUAAGCCUUCAAGGAAGAAAAGCCCCCCUGCAGUCCACCUUCGAUGUACCAUGGACCCUGUGAAAGUGACUGUGACCCCCCCACCCACUCGCCGCCAUCACAAUCGAGACAUUCCAAUGUACCAUGCCUACUGUCCGGUCAACUGGACCCCUGACACUGAUGAUGAGAAAUCCCUGUAUCAGCACCCAGAAAUCUGCUCCCAUAACUGGGAUUGCCCUGAGGACUGGGAAGGCUUUCAAUCUACCCAGGGGGUCUUGGAUUCCUGGACCCAGAACACCAUGGUGCCACCUACCCAGACCAUCCGCUUCCAACAGAACCCAAGGGGAAAGCCUCUCAAAACAGAAAUCCAGUCAGAGGUGGGCCUAGAGGCCUACGUGUACCCUGUCAAUCCCCCACCUCCCAGCCAUGAGGCCCUGAACCAUAAGAACAAUGGGGUGGAGGCAGAGGCCACUUCCUGCCCACCUGCCCCACCACCUGUCCUGGGCCCAGCGAUAGUCCCUGACAUUCCCCGGCGCCUCUCCUCAGGCCGCGUGACAUAUGAUGCCCGUGAUGUGAGGCGGCGGCUACGUGAGCUGACGAGGGAGAUAGAGGCCCUGUCCCACUGUUACCCCCUGCCAUCUAGGUCAAGCACUGCGGAAGGGACAGGCCAGGGCUGGGUCUACCACUCCCUAGCAGGGAGUACCCAGGAAAGCCCUCAGAUCCCAGCCCAGAUCCUCAGCCAGACCCGUACUUCAGGAGAGGACCCCAUCCCCAUGACCAUAGUCCUCAGAGGUUUGGUCUCCAUCAGAGUCCAGGUUUAG
Chrysochloris asiatica (Cape golden mole) is the source of this 1038-nucleotide messenger RNA. It is a transcript of the gene SPEM1, whose product is annotated as spermatid maturation 1. The coding region runs from base 1 to 1038 and encodes 345 amino acids. Lineage: Eukaryota; Metazoa; Chordata; Mammalia; Afrosoricida; Chrysochloridae. The transcript is spliced from 4 exons. The record is from RefSeq and is a predicted model, not a curated record. Gene Ontology annotation, biological process: sperm individualization; flagellated sperm motility. Gene Ontology annotation, cellular component: cytoplasm.